UGGGUGGUGAUACUUCCUUCUUAUUGUGCUGGGGAAAUCUGAUGUUGGCCCCUGAGUCCCGUUAACUUCCCCCAACUCGCCUCGCUUCCUGAGGCUCCUUGCAUUUGACCUGGAGAUUUUUGGCUGUUGUGUCUUCUCCCGGACUGGGUUAGACCUGCGGUGAGAGAUUUAUUUGAAGAAGAACCCCAACUGGAAACAAACCACGACUGAAGACGAGGGAACAGCAACAAGUGAACCAGCCCGAGGACUGAGAGCAUCAACUGGAGAGGACUCUUCCGAAUCGGAGAUUCCAGGAUUCAGUCAGGAGAAAGUUUGGUUAAAAACGAAAAGGAAUUUGUCUCCAGGAAUCUCAAACACGAUACGCCAGUUUUGCUGUCUCUAUCCAGAUAUUUAUACAGUGGAGUCGACCGUCCUUCCUGCUCAGACUGAGGGGAGGGAUCAACUAGGUCAUCUGACCAACUGGCACGCCCGUCAUUUUCGACAGGAGAAAGACCGUUCACCUGCUCACUCAAUGGGAAUGGAUUCACUCGGUCACCUCAAUUGAAGCUACAUCAGCAAUUUCACACUGGGAAAGGACAUUCAACUGCUCUGUGUGUGAGAAGGGAUUCAGUCGGUCAUUCCACCUGUGGACACACCAGUCAGUUUCCAUUGGGCAGAGGAUGGUCAUCUGCUGAAUUUUUGGGGAAGGAUUUACUCGGUCAUCUCACCUAAUGGCGCUCCAGCGAGUUCACACUGGGGAGAAGCCGUUCAUCUGCUCAGUCUGUGGGAAGGGAUUCACUCAGUCAUCCAAACUAGAAAGUCAUCAGCGAGUUCACACUGGGGAGAAGCCGUUCACCUGCUCGGACUGUGGGAAGGGAUUCACUCACUCAUCCACCCUAGUGAGUCAUCAGCGAGUUCACACUGGGGAGAGGCCAUUCACCUGCUCGACUUGUGGGAAGAGAUUCACUCAGUCAUCCAACCUACAGAGACAUCAGCGAGUUCACUCCGGAGAGAGGCCGUUCAUCUGCUCAGACUGUGGGAAGAGAUUCACUCUUUCAUACAAACUGCAGAGUCAUCAACGAGUUCACACUGGGGAGAAGCCGUUCACCUGCUCAGUCUGUGGGAAGAGAUUCACUCAGUCAUCCAACCUACGGCUUCAUCAGCGAGUUCACACUGGGGAGAAGCCGUUCACCUGCUCAGAAUGUGGGAAGGGAUUCACUCACACAUCCCAUUUACAGAGACACCAGCGAGUUCACACUGGGGAGAGGUCAUUCACCUGCUCAGAAUGUGGAAAGGGAUUCACUCACACAUCCCAUCUACAGAGACACCAGCGAGUUCACACUGGGGAGAAGCCGUUCACCUGCUCCGUCUGUGGGAAGGGAUUCAAUCGGUCAUCCACCCUAAAGAUUCAUCAGCGUGUUCACACUGGAGAGAGGCCGUUCACCUGCUCAGAAUGUGGGAAGAGAUUCACUCUGUCAUGUAACCUGCAGACACAUCAGCGAGUUCACACAGGCGAGAAGCCAUUCACCUGCUCCGUCUGUGGGAAGAGAUUCAGUAAGUCAUCCAACUUACUGGUACAUCAUCGAGCUCACACUGGUGAGAAGCCGUUCACCUGCUCAUUCUGUGGGAAGAGAUUCACUGAGUCAUCCCGCCUACAGAAUCAUCAGCGAGUUCACACUGGGGAGAAGCCAUUCACCUGCUCAGUCUGUGGGAAGAGAUUCACUGAGUCAUCCCGCCUACAGAGUCAUCAGCGAGUUCACACUGGGGAGAAGCCAUUCACCUGCUCAGAAUGUGGGAAGAGAUUCACUCAGUCAUCCCACCUACAGAGACAUCAGCGAAUUCACACUAGGGAUAAGCCCUUCACCUGCUCCGUCUGUGGUAAGAGAUUCUCUAAGUCAUUCAACUUACUGGUACAUCAGCGAGUUCACACUGGGGAGAAGCCGUUCACCUGCUCAGAAUGUGGGAAGAGAUUCACUGAGUCAUCUCACCUACAGAGUCAUCAGCGAGUUCACACUGGGGAGAAGCCGUUCACCUGCUCAGAAUGUUGGAAGGAAUUCACUCAGUCAUCCCACCUGCAGAGACAUCAGCGAGUUCACACUGGGGAGAAGCCAUUCACUUGCUCGGACUGUGGGAAGGGAUUCACUCAGUCAUCCAGCCUACAGAGACAUCAGCGAGUUCACACUGGGUUGAGGCCAUUCACCUGCUCAGAAUGUGGGAAGAGAUUCAGGGAGUCAUCCCACCUACAGAAUCAUCAACGUGUUCACACUGGGGAGAAGCCGUUCACCUGCUCAGAAUGUGGGAAGAGAUUCACUCAGACGUCCCACUUACAGAGACAUCAGCGAGUUCACACUGGGGAGAGGCCAUUCACCUGCUCGGAAUGUGGGAAGGGAUUCAUUCAGUCAUCCAGCCUUCAUAGUCAUCAGCGAGUUCACACAGGGGAGAGGCCGUUCAGCUGCUAAGAAUGUGCGAACGGAUACAUUCAGUCAUCCCAACUACUGGCACAUCAGUCAGUUCACAAUGGGGAGUGGAUGUUGUUAAGUAUCCCUAGGUAUCGUUUGCUGUGGACUGUUAUUUUAUAUGAGAGAGAGAGAGAAGAGAGGAGAGAGAGAGAGAGAGAGAGAGAGAGAGAGAGAGAGAGAGAGAGAGAGAGAGAGAGAGAGAGAGAGAGAGAGAGAGAGAGAGAGAGAGAGACUGAGACUGACUCGCAGCUUGUUUAAUAUUAACCGAGGACACAGACACUCAGAGCCAGACAGAAACGAAGGAGGAGAAAUGGAACAGUCAACACAAAGGAACUAGUGGCCAAGGGUCACUAUUUGUGACUUUCCUAUGCCCACAAGGGUGGGUUAAUUAUUGAUUCAACAUAAUGUACAUCGAAUGUGGGGUUGUCACCUCGUUUGAUCCAUAGGAGUGGAUCUGAUUGGGAUAUCCUGUGAAGACCACUGAUGUGUUAACCCUUGCCUGGGUGUGUUGUGGUAAUUCACUUGAAGACAGUACCCCUUUUGAUAAGUCAUUUUCGAAGAUAAUUUGUAUGUGGAUUUGGAACGACGGAUAAAAUCUACAGCAACUGUUCUCUCGCUUUACCACCGUGGAACCUGUGGAACAUAAUUGCCUUCUCUCGACAUUUAGCCUGGAUUACAAACAUCUCUCUCACAUCACCUAUUCCGUGAAUGAACUGAACUUUCAUACUUUACCAUCUCAGGACUCCCAGUCUCGAUUCCCCUAAUCUCAAUAGUUUGGGAGUUACAUUUACACACAUAUAUACACAUUACUCUGUGAACUUUUGUUUAUCUUGCUCAAGUUUCUAUAUAAUAAGUACAUACUAAUAAAGAGAGUGGUUUUUACAUAAA
Hypanus sabinus (Atlantic stingray) is the source of this 3326-nucleotide messenger RNA. Its product is annotated as zinc finger protein 585A-like. Gene Ontology annotation, biological process: negative regulation of transcription by RNA polymerase II. The transcript has 3 exons. The record is from RefSeq and is a predicted model, not a curated record. Gene Ontology annotation, molecular function: DNA-binding transcription repressor activity, RNA polymerase II-specific. Bases 711 to 2438 code for a protein of 575 amino acids. Lineage: Eukaryota; Metazoa; Chordata; Chondrichthyes; Myliobatiformes; Dasyatidae.